AUGACCACCCCAGAACCCCCAAAAGCUCCCUGGAAAGACCUCUUGAACUACCACCUCUCCCAGAACUCUUCCUCUGAAUUUACACUCGCUACAGUCGCAUACGACGCAACAAAGAAACGACACGUCCCGCGAGCCCGCGUAUGCGGAUUCCGCGGCUUCUUUCCAAACCCGCAACUCCACCCAAGUGCCGUCGACGCACUGAAGACACAAGGCGAUGGGCUGAAUCCGGAUGUAUACGAGAGUGAUAUGCUCAGUUUUACGACGGACGUGCGGAUGGAGAAGGUCGGCCAUAUUCAGCCGGGGUCGUCGGAGUCGGAUGCCGGGAGUGAGGUUGAGAUGGUGUUUUGGUUGAAGGAUGCGGGGAGUCAGUGGAGAAUUAAGGGUGAUGCGUUUGUGAUCGGCGACCAGGAUGGCGGGAGUGUAGAAGAUGAGGCAAGGGAGGAGAUUCAGAGGGGGCUGAGGAUUCGUUCGGAAGAUGGCUGUGGGAGAUGGACUUGGGAGAGACAGGUGACGACGUAUUUUGCGAAUCAUACGCCUAUCUUGCGAGGUUCAUUCAAGAGUCCCUCGCCUGGUCGUCCUAAAUCCCAGGAUCCCCAGGAUCCAUCUCUCAAACCUGGACAGGAAGUCGAAGACCUUCAUGAUUCCGCUGCGAGGAAGAACUUCCGGGUGGUCGUUGUUCGUCCGCAAGAGGUUGAGCGGUUGGAUUUAUCGGACUACAAAAACCCGGCACGCUGGACGUGGACUUUGGUUGAGGAUGGUAAACGACAGGGACUAUGGGACGAGGUUGAAUUGUGGCCGUGA
Messenger RNA from Aspergillus chevalieri, 801 nucleotides. RefSeq lists its product as uncharacterized. NCBI's taxonomy places the organism in Eukaryota, Fungi, Ascomycota, Eurotiomycetes, Eurotiales, Aspergillaceae. The coding region runs from base 1 to 801 and encodes 266 amino acids. Gene Ontology annotation, molecular function: FMN binding. The transcript is spliced from 2 exons. The record is from RefSeq and is a predicted model, not a curated record.